Messenger RNA from Trichosurus vulpecula (common brushtail), 2340 nucleotides. It is a transcript of the gene HHATL, whose product is annotated as hedgehog acyltransferase like. Gene Ontology annotation, cellular component: endoplasmic reticulum. The transcript is spliced from 15 exons. Gene Ontology annotation, biological process: negative regulation of N-terminal protein palmitoylation. Gene Ontology annotation, molecular function: acyltransferase activity. NCBI's taxonomy places the organism in Eukaryota, Metazoa, Chordata, Mammalia, Diprotodontia, Phalangeridae. The record is from RefSeq and is a predicted model, not a curated record. Bases 591 to 2105 code for a protein of 504 amino acids.
UCACAGCUCAGCUCAGCCUCCUGUUUGGGCUGGGAGGGAGGGGGAGACCCAGGGGCCAGACACACCCCUUGCCUAGGGCCCCCAGAGCCCUACUGGACCCACUGCUGGACAGACAGACACAGUUACCCCUAGUGUCUACGUACGCUCCCCUCCCAGGGGCUCAGCCCAGCCCUACUGAACCCACAACUGGACAGAGGGACAGAGGAACAGACGGACACCCAGUGGUGUGAGAGCUGGUCGGGGACUGAGGAGCUGGGAGCCCUGGACUAUAUGACUUGCUGUGUGACUGAGGAAGUCCUUCUACCUCUCUGGGCUCCAAUCUCUUCCUCUGCAAAAUGGGGAACCUGAGCCCUGGGCCGUGGUGGCAGAGCCCGGGCAGUAACCGGAGCAGGCUGGCCCAGAGAACCAGGCUCCUGCAAGGGAGGCAGCAGGAGGGGCCGGGCCUUGCUCACCCCCCCAGCCUGCUCUAGGGCUCCUGGGAGAGCCGGACCCAGGCAAGGGUUACUGUGCAAGUACAAUAAGAAACCGAGGACAUUACCAAUGAGAAAGUAGCUUGAAAAAAUAGGCCCCACUGGUCCCCUUCCUUAAGGAUGGGCAUCAAGACUUCGCUGCCCCCUCCUGAGCUGGCCAUCUAUGUCCUGGUUCUUGUGGGUGCCCUGGGCUAUGCUGGCAAUGGGCUCUUUGAGGCAUCUCGAGAAAACAUGAACAGGAAGGCCUUCAGGGAGUCAGUGAAGCCUGGCUGGCAUUACAUUGGACGAAAGAUGGAUGUAGCAGAUUUCGAGUGGGUGAUGUGGUUCACCUCCUUCCGUAACAUCAUCAUUUUUGCCCUCUCAGGGCACGUGCUCUUUGCCAAGAUCUGCUCCAUGAUCGCCCCACAGUUCCGCUCAUGGAUGUACGCAGUGUACGGGGCCCUAGCUGUGCUGGGGACCAUGGGCUCCUCCUAUAUGCUGCUCCUGUUGGCCCAUUGCGUGGGUCUGUACACCAUUUCCUUGCUCAAACAGCGGUGGCUUUGCUUUACCCUGGGGCUCGCCAGUCUGGCUUCUUUCAAGCUGGAGCCAGCCAAUUCAUGGCAGAGCGGGUUUGUAACGGGCACUUUUGAUCUUCAAGAUGUGCUGUUUUACGGGGGCAGUGGCUUCACGAUUUUCCGAUGUAUGAGCUUUGCCCUGGAGAACUGUGCUCGACCAGAAGGCAAUUACUCCUUCCUGGACCUGCUCAAAUACAACUUCUAUCUCCCUUUCUUCUUCUUUGGACCCAUCAUGACCUUUGACAAGUUCCAUGCCCAGGUGAGCCAGCUGGAGCCUGUUCGAAGGGAGUGGGAAAUGUGGCAGAUCCGUACCCAGGCCGGACUCAGCCUGGCCUCCAUUGUGGCUGUGGACGUAUUCUUUCAUUUCUUCUACAUCCUUACCAUUCCUAACGACCUCAAGUUCACCAGCCGGCUCUCAGACUGGGCCCUAGCGGGCCUGGCCUACUCCAAUCUGGUGUAUGACUGGGUGAAAGCAGCUGUGAUGUUUGGCGUCGUGAACACUGUGGCCCGACUGGAUCAUCUGGACCCGCCCCACGCACCUAAGUGCAUCACAGCCCUCUAUGUCUUUGCAGAAACGCACUUUGACCGUGGGAUCAAUGACUGGCUGUGCAAAUAUGUCUAUGACGCUGUUGGUGGGGAGCACCAGUCCGUGGGUCCAGAGCUGGGGGCCACGCUGUCCACCUUUGCCAUCACCACCUUGUGGCUAGGGCCGUCUGAUAUUGUCUACUUGUGGUCUGCCCUGAACUGUUUUGGUCUCAACUUUGAGCUCUGGGUACAGAAGCUUGCUGAGUGGGGACCAGUGGCCCAAGCAGAGGCCUCCAUGUCGGAGCAGAUGUCUCGGAGAGCUCGGGCUCUCUUUGGGGCUGCAAACUUCUGGUGCAUCAUCGUGUACAACCUCAUGUCUCUGAACAGCCUGGAGUUCAUGGAGUUAGUGAUCAGACGCCUAGUGCUCACAGGAUUCCCCCAAAGCACCUUGGUCAUCCUGUUUGUCACCUACUGUGGUGUGCAACUCAUUAAAGAAAGAGAGAGACUCCAGGCCCUAGCGGAAGAGAAGGAAGCUGCCAAAGAGAAGGCUGCAUAGGGAGGAAAAGGAAGAAGAAAAAGAAGAGGAAGAGGAGGAAAAAGAGGUGGAGGAGGAGGCAGAAGAGAGGAACCUGUACUAUCACCACCCCUAGCCUUCCCCCAAGACCCUCCAAGCAGCCUGAGCAGCCCCUUUGCUCCCGCCCUCCCUCCCCCAGCACUGCCCUGACUCCCUGGGUUCUAGGCCACAAAGGAGGCAAAGCCUUUGAGACGGAAUAAAAAUUUUUGCUACAACA